This is a messenger RNA of Pungitius pungitius (ninespine stickleback), 1120 nucleotides long. RefSeq names its product neuritin 1-like a (gene nrn1la). NCBI's taxonomy places the organism in Eukaryota, Metazoa, Chordata, Actinopteri, Perciformes, Gasterosteidae. The transcript is spliced from 3 exons. The record is from RefSeq and is a predicted model, not a curated record. The coding region runs from base 98 to 604 and encodes 168 amino acids. Gene Ontology annotation, cellular component: plasma membrane. Gene Ontology annotation, biological process: neuron projection extension; nervous system development.
UUUUCCUUUUCUUUUUUUUUUCUUCUUCUUUCCCGGUUUCCCCCCCCCCCCCCCGCCUGAAACUCGAGAGGUGUGAGGACGACCCGUCGGUGUCGGCAUGGCGUCUCUGGUGAUCCGCGCGUGGCUCCUCUUGUUGCCUGUUGCUCUGCUGCUGAUGCUCAGCCCGGGCCUCGUCGCCGCCUCGUCGCCCAGAAGGUGUCACUCCAUCUACAAAGGCUUCGCUCAGUGUCUGAUGGCCCUGGGAGACAGUCUCGCCGACAACGCCCGCAAGGACGAGGACACACACGAGAUACACUCCAUCUGCAGGUCGUGGGAUGCGUUCCAUGACUGCGCCAACGUGGCAAUGGCCGGCUGCCCGGACGAAGCGGCGGCCGUCUGGGAAUCCCUCCGACAGGAAUCCAAGAAGAUGCAGUUCUCCGGGAACCUGUACGACAUGUGCUCCAACCGCGACGAUCACGCGGGGGCCUCGGUCUCCCCCCGCGGCUCGUCCAACCAGGAAGCCAUCAACCAGGAGUCUCUAAGAGGGCGUGCAGACCACCUGGCAGGCUGCCCUCACCUUCACAUGCUACUGUCUCCUCUGCUGAUUCUGUUGUUUGGGAUAUAGCUCCCUAAUAGGACUUGUGUGAAUAGAUAUAAACUUUGUGUAUUUUCUCCCCCCCUUCCACAAGUCCGUAGACUUUCCACUUCUUUCCCCCUUCUCUGCCAGUGGUAGAACAUUUCUAGUUGCAUGUUCAGAGGCCCGACAGUCUUUUUGAUGCUGUGUCUUGUUUCAUGCAUAUUCUCUGCCUUUGAAUUUAUUCCUCUGUUGGAAGCAAAAACAAUUCAUACAGAAGCACAACCACUGUACAAAAUGACAGCACAUACAUAGUUAAACAGACAGUGGCCUCAUGUCAUCCGUCUCUAUCCCCUAUUUCCCUACAUCUAGUGUAUCUAGUUCUUUAGUGUGAGAGAGACAAAACAACGGCGUCCUUGACGAAGUGACGAAGGGGCCAAACGACAAGCUAAACCCAUUCACUCAUUAUCUUUACUGUAUGAAGUCUUUUGUGUAGAUCUAACAUUGCUGACCUGCUUGCUUGAUGGAGAUGGGGCGAAGAGAUGGUGAACUACAGCACGUCAUGUU